GCAAGCAGACACGUGUCAGCUUAAACACUUCCUAGACGAAUACGUGGCAAGCCCAGAACUGUAAUGAAAGCAUUUAUAUUAUUCAGUUUUUAUUAUCAUCUUCAUCACAUAACCAAAGUGGAGCUUCAAUCUGUACUCUUCUCUCCUCAGGUGAAUUCAGAAACAACAAUUUUUUUUUUGCGGCGACUAAGAAUGGGGGGUGGCAAAGAACAUGAAGAUAAAGGGUUGCUAUCGCACCUUGUUGGCGGUGGUCAUCAUCAUCAGGACCAGUAUCCACCGGCACAGGGAGGGUACCCUCCGCAGGGAUAUCCGCCAGCAGCUGGAGGGUACCCUCCUCAGGGCUAUCCACCACAAGGUUACCCUCCCGCUGGACAGUCAGGUUCACACCACUCGGGACACGGCGGAAUUGCUGGAAUGGUUGCUGGAGGCGCUGCAGCUGCAGCAGCAGCUUACGGCGCCAGUCAUGGUCACGGUCAUGGACAUGGUGGACAUGGUGGUCAUGGCGGCUAUGUGCAACACGCAGCCGGUGCUAUGGGUAUGCCAGGAUUUAGCGGCCACGGUCACGGGAAGUUCAAGCAUGGUAAGCAUGGUCAUGGCAAGUUCAAACAAGGGAAGCAUGGAAUGCUCAAGAAACAUGGAUUCAAGAAGUGGAAGUGAGCUUCACAUCAAGCCUCUUUAGUUGUUAAUUUUGGUUUAAAUAAAGAAUGUAUAAUUAAAUUUUAUGCAUAUUGUGGUAUGUAAUAAUCUGGCAUUUGCCACAAUCUAUGACAUCUUUGUAGUAUGAA
This is a messenger RNA of Daucus carota subsp. sativus, 785 nucleotides long. RefSeq names its product glycine-rich protein A3. The record is from RefSeq and is a predicted model, not a curated record. NCBI's taxonomy places the organism in Eukaryota, Viridiplantae, Streptophyta, Magnoliopsida, Apiales, Apiaceae. The transcript is spliced from 3 exons. The coding region runs from base 64 to 657 and encodes 197 amino acids.